This is a messenger RNA of Oryzias latipes (Japanese medaka), 564 nucleotides long. It is a transcript of the gene ndufs5, whose product is annotated as NADH:ubiquinone oxidoreductase subunit S5. Gene Ontology annotation, cellular component: respiratory chain complex I. The record is from RefSeq and is a predicted model, not a curated record. NCBI's taxonomy places the organism in Eukaryota, Metazoa, Chordata, Actinopteri, Beloniformes, Adrianichthyidae. Gene Ontology annotation, biological process: mitochondrial respiratory chain complex I assembly.
GGAGGGUCCCAGAGCGUCACUGGCUGUUUACGGCAGAGUUAAUCGUUUUACGGCCGUGGAGUGGUCUGCCGUAAAGCGUGACGCCGAAGAAAGGUUAAGGAAGUAAGGUCUCCGAUAAAAACCACACAAUCAGCGCCAUGCCCCUCGUGGACAUUCAGUCGCGGCUCGGCAUCAACGUUGACCGCUGGAUCCUGCUGCAGAGCGGAGAGCAGCCCAACAAGCGGCCGGCGCGCUGCCACGCCUUCGAGAAGGAGUGGGUAGAAUGCUCUCAUGGUAUCGGACAGACCCGCGCCAAGAAGGAGUGCCAGCAGGAGUUUGAGGACUUCUACGAGUGCAUGCACCGCCAGAAAACGCACCAGCGGCUGUAUGCUAUCCGUCAGCAGCGCGACAAGAUGAUAAAGGAGGGGACAUACACGCCGCCUCCGCAUCACACGGGAAAAGGCCAGCUGGACCCAUAACCGACCACGGCCGUCCAGAGAUUUAGUGUUGUGUAUAGAAAACAAGGAUCCUCUUCACUCUUCAAAUGUACAAGUUUGAAAAUAAAAACCCUAAUUUGCUGUCCUA